Molecule: messenger RNA, 2138 nt
Organism: Thermothelomyces thermophilus ATCC 42464
Lineage: Eukaryota; Fungi; Ascomycota; Sordariomycetes; Sordariales; Chaetomiaceae
Exons: 3
Coding region: 413-2119 (568 amino acids)
Molecular function (GO): FAD binding
Source: RefSeq, a predicted model, not a curated record
GCCCCCGACAGGAACCGGGCGCGUGGGUCCCAGGGCUGUGAGCGGCCAUCCGCAGCACCAACGCAAAAAUAAGGCAGCAAGGAAACUUGGGGAUGCCUGGCUGGUGCCAAUCGACAACGAUCCCGAGGAAUACGGACAAUGCUUGACGUCGCAAGCAAGCAGCGAUCCCCGAAUGAGCUCCAUCAGCAACAGAGACAAUGCGACAGCGACAGCACCACGAGGUACCCGAUGCCAACCUCGAAUGACGUGAAUAUAAAUGUCGAAGGUUGUCCCUGACCUGGAGUUAAAAUGCGAAAAUGGGGGGAACAAGUCGACGAGCGCACUGCGACGACCUCUUGAGCGUUUAAUUGAUUGGUUGUUUUGGCCGUGCGCUUCUUCAUUCAUUCCUUUGCCAGGUUUCUCCCUCUUCAACAUGUCACCUCCUCGUGGUCUCGUCUCCGCUCUUCAGCUCCUCUCUUCGGUCCUCGCCGUCGCCGCCGGGCUGACGCCCUCUCUCCGGUCGGAUAUCGAGCACUCGUCGCAUCCGCGCUGCAAGGCGGUGCCGGGCUCGCCGGGCUGGCCGUCCACCCGAGAAUGGAACCGUCUAAAUGAGUCGAUUGCCGGAAGACUGCUGCGCCCGACUCCUCCAGGAGCUGUCUGCCAUUCCGGACAAGGAGACGGCGAGUCCCCCGAAUGCGCCGCCGUCCGUGAGCAGUGGUCGACCUACGAGUUCCACCAGGCCGACCCAGUCUCGGUCGACUGGAACAACUGGGCCAACGACACCUGCCUUCCAUUCCCAGGUGCUCCAUGCAGCGGUCAAGGAUAUCCUGUCUUCGUUAUAAACGCCACAGAAGCUCGCCAUGUCCAGCUCGGCGUUCAGUUUGCCAAGAAGCACAACAUCAGGCUGGUUGUCAAGAGCACCGGCCACGACUAUGUCGGCCGCUCGGUUGCCCCCAACUCGCUCUCCAUCUGGACCCACUACAUGAGAGACAUCAAGACUCACAAGUCGUUCCGCCCGAAGCGCUGCAAAGCCACCAUUGACAGCACCGCCGUCACGGUCGGUGCCGGCACGCAGAUGUGGGAUCUGUACAACGCCCUCGACCUCUUGAACCAGACCGUCGUCGGUGGCGGCUCGAAGACCGUCUCCGUGGGCGGCUACGUGACAGGCGCCGGUCACGGUCUGCUGUCUCCGACCUACGGCCUGGCCGCCGACCAGGUCCUCGAAAUGGAGCUCGUGACUCCCAACGGGGACAUUGUCACGGCCAACGAGUGCCAGAACGAGGACCUCUUCUGGGCCAUGCGCGGCGGCGGCGGCUCGACCUUUGGCGUCCUGACUUCGGUCACCAUGAAAACCUUCGCCACCCCCAGGAUCGAGGCGGCAACCGUCAUGCUCAUGACCACCGACGUCGCCCAACCGCGCCCCAUCUUCGACAUGGUCGCCUACGUCCUCAGCCAGUUCCCCUCCCUCGCCGACCGGGGCCUGUCCGGCUACAGCUACGUCAUCCGAGAGACUCCCAAUCCGCUCGACAACGGCACGACCAGCGUCGGCGGCAUCGUCUUCGCGGGCGUCGUGCAGAACUCGUCCCCGGAGGGGAUGCGCAAGCUCUGGGACCCCGUCCUCGCCCGCGUCAACGCCACCUGGCCGGGCCGGUUCGUACACAUCUACGAGCCGAGCUCCUACCCGACCUUCCUCUCCUGGUUCUCGGAGCACUUCGACUCCGACGAGGCCGGCCACGACGUCAUCCUCGGCUCGCGCCUCCUCGACCGCGCCGCCCUCACCGCCAACCUGACCGCCCUCUCGGCCGCCUACGACCGCUUCACCGCCGGCGCCACCUCCACCGCCUACCUGGUCUCCGGCAGGGGCGUGCACCACGCCCGCCCGCGCGGCCCCCGCGGCAACGCCGUGCUCCCCGCCUGGCGCUCCGCCUACGUCCACGCCACCCUAGGCGAGGGCUUCCCCCCGCUCAACGCGACCGCCGCCGCCGCCGCCAAGGAGCGCGUGCGCGAGCGCGUCGCGGCGCUGAGGGAGCUGGCGCCCCGGAUGGGCGCCUACGUCAACGAGGUGCGUCCUCCCCAGCCUCCCCCUCUUCCCACUCCACACUUUCUCCUCGCACCCUCAUCUAUUGUGUGUCUUCACUGACACGUGGCCGACCGCGCCG